AUGAACCGUCAUAUCUAUAUCCCCGAGACUUCGCAGCGGUUUUUAGCCGGCCCGGGGGAGCAGCCCGGCCUUCGGGCUGGGUUGCGACCCAUGGCAAAGUCUAUCAAGUUACCGCCGGCCUCCACUCAGGAAGCCUCCCUGAUUCGAGACUUUGCGCCCAGUCAAGUCGACCAAACCCAACAGCUGACGGGACCCAGCAGCAGUAGCAGCAGUUGUUCAAAUAGUCCUUUUUCAGGGCUAACUUCCGAAUGUCAUUCGAUCACCACUCUUCGAGGCUCCACUCACUUCACUCUUGGCUACUGCCUUCCCUCUGUGACGCCAGCUCACUCCUGCAGCUUCCAGCACUCUUCCAGCUCUCUCCUGCACCUUCCAGCUCUCCUGCAACUUCCAGCAGUCUCCAGCUCACCCCUGCGGCGCUCUACUGACGUCCCGCGACCUAUUCCAGCACCCGCUGACGACCUUAUCCAGUGCCCACUGACGUCUAGCGCCCGUUAUCGUCCGGACACCGUUCAAACGACCUCUGUCUUCUUACCAUCCACCCUACUCAUCUCAGUUUCUUCAUAUCUAUGUUCCUUUUCUUUCUUGCUAUCAGUCGAUCUCAGUCUAGGCAUAUCUAUCUAUCUAUCUAUCUAUCUAUCUAUCUAUCUUUCUAUCUAUCUCUAUUCAUUUUUCCCUAUGCAUGUAUUUAUGCAUCUAUCUCAGUCUGUACAUAUCUAUCUAUCCAUCUCUCUCUCUCUCUCUCUAUCUAUCUAUCUAUCUAUCUCAUAUUAUUUCCUAUCUAUCUAUCUAUCUAUCUAUAUAUAUAUAUAUAUAUAUAUAUAUAUAUAUAUAUAUAUAUAA
This is a messenger RNA of Acanthosepion pharaonis, 840 nucleotides long. The record is from the annotation of a GenBank genome assembly. Lineage: Eukaryota; Metazoa; Mollusca; Cephalopoda; Sepiida; Sepiidae.